Messenger RNA from Notothenia coriiceps (black rockcod), 711 nucleotides. Its product is annotated as calcium uptake protein 2, mitochondrial-like. The record is from RefSeq and is a predicted model, not a curated record. Gene Ontology annotation, biological process: mitochondrial calcium ion homeostasis; calcium import into the mitochondrion. The transcript is spliced from 6 exons. Gene Ontology annotation, molecular function: calcium ion binding. Gene Ontology annotation, cellular component: uniplex complex. Bases 1 to 711 code for a protein of 236 amino acids. NCBI's taxonomy places the organism in Eukaryota, Metazoa, Chordata, Actinopteri, Perciformes, Nototheniidae.
AUGGACACCUUCAAGGACUAUGACGUCGACACAAAAGAGGAGAGAACGGGUUUCUUCAUCCCGGACGUCUCAACACAAGCUAUCCCUAAUCCGACGAUAAACUUCUCCACCCAAAACCCGGAAAAAAAUUUUUCUGGAGGUGCAGACACCUCCACGAAGAGAUACACAAGCCCUCUCGCAAGGUGUCUGACCCCCGUCGGCUCCCGUCUUCCCGGGCCAGGAGUAGGACCUCUCCCCUGUGUCCUCAGGUUCAUGGUAGACCUGCAGGCUGAAGUCCAGGAGAUGGAGUUCCUGCAGUUCUCCAAAGGUAUGGACACCAUGAGGAGAGAAGACUUCGCUGAGUGGCUGCUACACUACACCAAUGAAGAAGACAACGAGGCGUACUGGGAGAACAUGAGGAAGAGGAUCCCUGCAGGCCAGAGUAUCACCUUCGAGGAGUUCAAAGCCUUCUGUCUGUUCACCAACAAUCUGGAGGAUUUUUCCUUUUCUAUGAAACUGGUCACUGGAGCCAACCGGCCUGUUGGAAUGGUCCAGUUCAAACGAGCAGUGAGGAUCGCCACAGGCCACGAUCUGUCUGACAAUGUUCUGGAUACUGUCUUCAAGCUCUUUGAUAUGGAUGGAGAUAAGUGCCUGAGCCACAAGGAGUUCAUGGGAGUGAUGACUGACAGAAUACGGCGAGGCCUGAAGGUGAGCCCGAGCCAUAGUUUUUGA